CGUCUACAUUCAGCAUACGUCGGCAAUGACUAUCCGUGGAAAUACGACAUCGCAGUGGGCACCGCCGAGAUGGACUUCUCCGAGACCGUCCGGUACGCGCUAAACGAGCCCGCCUCCGCCGCCGAAUGGGCGCUGCUGCAGAUGAUCCCGACACACCAAGGCUACGUCCGCCUCGGCGCAGAGAAGCGACUCUUCCUCGUCGGCAUGUUUCACUCUCUACACUGCAUGGACAUGAUUCGCCGGGGCCUGCUCAACUAUACCGACGAGCUUGCGGACCCGCCGCACGUCCAGCAUUGCAUGACCUACGUCCGACAGCUGUUGUUAUGCGGCGCGGACGACACGCUCGAGCCCGGAGACUUCGCCACUCGAAACUUCUCCAUCAGAGACGGGGGCAGCAGGCAUACAAGGCAGUGCCGUGACUGGAGUGCGGUCUACCGGGGCGUGGAUGAGAAUUAUCAGGAGUGGCGGGCGUGGCGG
Messenger RNA from Punctularia strigosozonata HHB-11173 SS5, 477 nucleotides. RefSeq lists its product as uncharacterized. The annotation marks the transcript as partial. The record is from RefSeq and is a predicted model, not a curated record. The transcript has a single exon. Lineage: Eukaryota; Fungi; Basidiomycota; Agaricomycetes; Corticiales; Punctulariaceae. Gene Ontology annotation, biological process: mycotoxin biosynthetic process.